AACGAAAUGUUGCCCGCAUUGACUGUUGAUUAUUUUUUUAAUGGACUCGACGCGGCGUGGAAAACUCGAAUUGGAAGUCAACAAAUAUUUGAUCACGUCCAGGCUGACCGUCGAUCCGAAUUUCAGACUGUAGCCCGUUUCUUUGGCCCAUUCGUAGAUCAUGCUGCAGUUUUCCAACGACAUGAUCGAGUUCAUCAUUAUCAUAUUUAGCUGUUCGGCCAAGUCGUCCAGCAUGUAUCUAUCGGCCACGACGAUUAGUUCCAAGACGAUUUUGACGUCUUUCGGCAGCAUGCACUCGCAACACACUUCGAGUAAAUCCAACAGCAGCUUGAAACACUCGGCACUGACGUCGUUCAGACGUAUGGUCUUCUGAUAGGCUUCCAUAAAGCCACCACAUCGAAACAUCGCUUCAAACAUUGGAGACUUGAGCGACAAAAACGAUUUGUUUGCAUUCACCAGAGUGCCAUCGUCUAAAGCCAGGACCACGGUCGUUUCCUUUUUGACAAUUGUCUUGCAGCAAUUUUGAUCUUCGCAGCGGCUUAUGAACGAACUUGUGUACACAAUGUUGGAAGUUUUGAAUAAGGCUAUUAAGGCUCCGACACUGUGAUUGAAUAAUUCGUGUUGAGUGUCUUUGAUUAUACUGCAUAAGUUGUCGAACACGUUGUAGCGAAACAACAUUGACAACAGCUGUGGAGGUUUACUGAAAAAUAAAAAUAAAUUAUAUACAAAUAAAUAGGUAUUAUAUUAAGGUGAAAUAAAAUUCAAACAAGUACAAAUUGGUUAUUAUAGUCAAUACCUUUGUAUAACAAGAGGAGUAGUAACUGAUACUAAUGACUUGACAUAUUGUCUAUCUCUUUCGUUCAUAAUACUGGUCAUGACGUCUUCCGCAAACAUAGAUUCAUAAGUGACCGAGGCACUUUUGAUGAUGUUAAGACCUAUGGAGUGUCGAUUUUUGCAGUUCUUGCACAGGUUGAGGUCAUGUUCAGGUUGACACAGCUUUUGGUGUGUGGCAACGAUAAAUCCUUCGGUGAGAAUGGUUUUGAAGUUGAUUACGUCACUAGCGAAUUAAAAUACACACGGUAAUUAUGACGUCUUUAGAAAUUGUCUACUAGAACACUACUCACAGAACAAUCAUUUGUAAUAUCGUUUGUGGCUUUUCAUGGUCAAAACUGUCUUCGAUGUAAAGAAUAUAGUCCAAUAUCGUUUGCCAUACGUCUUUGCUACCCAUCAUGUUGACGCCAAAUUUCUGAUACGAUAACAAUUUUAAUAAAAAAAUUAUUAUAUUGUCACCGGUUUGUUUGUCGGGAGUUUCAAUUUCUUUAUCAUCCUCCUGCAAAAUUUUUAAGUGUAUACAAAUUUCAUGAUAAUAAUUUUGAAAAAAUCAUCACUAGGUAAUAUUUUUAUCAAUCAUUUACCUUUACUUCGUAAUCACUGAUAUCAGAUCUAGAGUCUGCAUUGAUAGACUCGCCAUCGAAAGAUCCACAAACUGGUGAAUAACAAGGAGAGUACGAAUCGGUCGCGAUAUUUUCAUUGAUCGGAGGUGUCAGACUUCUAGCUGGCGGACUGUACGGACUCAUGCCCGACGAACCGGCCGGCGAAUAGCUCACAAAGGACAAAGUGCUCUGCGACUGAGUUUUUGUUUCGGGCGGGCAUAAGUUUGGCAUUUUGUUUGCUUCAAUGUACGACGACAAGUUUUUAAUUAACAUUGAAAUUAAUCCUUUUUUAACCAUUUCCUACAAAAAAACAAGAGAUUGUUACUAUGGAAAACUUUAAUAAUAAUCAUUUUGCACAGAAAUCAUAUAGGUAUAAUGGUGUUUCUGUUUUACAAUAAAACUUUGGAAACGGGCUAUAAGUUAUCCACGACGAAUGCUCUGCAAAAAGAAGGCUACAUAAUUUUGGAACACAUAUCACACGGAAGUUAUGGUGAAGUGCGCCACGCUAAAUACGUAUCCGAAAACAACGAGCACGAUUUGGUGGUGAAAAUUAUCGAUACACAUCAGACAAGCAAAGACUAUGUCACGAAAUUCUUACCGCGCGAGCUAGACAUACUGCGUAAAAUCAAUCAUCCGUACAUAAUAUACACACACAGUAUACUGCAAAGAAAAGCUGUACUGUUCGUUUUCAUGGCAUACGCAGGAAAAGGUGAACUGUUGCAAUACAUAAUUAGAGAAGGACCGUUGAAAGAAGGCCAAACUAGAGUUUGGUUUCGUCAAUUGGCAUUGGCCAUCCAAUACUUGCACACAAUGGACAUAGUGCAUCGGGAUAUCAAAUGUGAAAACAUAUUGAUCACAAAUCAUUUCACAGUGAAAUUAACCGAUUUUGGGUUUUCGAAAAUCGUUAACAGAGCUAAAAAAAUUAAUUGCAGCACGUAUUGUUGUUCUGUAGCGUACGCUCCACCCGAAGUAUUAGGCGCACGACCGUACGAUGGUAAAGCGUCAGAUAUUUGGUCGCUGGGAGUCGUGUUGUACGUAAUGCUUAACAAGAGAAUGCCUUUUAACGAUACAAACGUCAAAUUAAUGUACAAACAACAAGUAAUAACAACAUUUCUUUAUAAAAUAUAUAUAUAUAUAUAUAUCCACAUAAAUAUAUUUGUAAUUGAACUGUUACCUAAACUUUUUUCCAAACGUAUUUACAAGGUUAAAAGGGAAUGGUUAUACCGAACAAGCAUAGAAAAUUUACUCAGCGAUGAAGUCAAGACUUGUAUUAACAACAUGAUGCAACCAGAAACGAGAAAACGUUGGACAAUCGACACAAUAUUAAAUUGCGAGUGGAUAAAAAUGAACCCCAAACUGCUUACGUUGAACGAACAAGAGUCAUUAGCUCUCGUGGAUGCAAUAAAAUUAAACAAAACAAAGAAUCAACAUCAUCUGAAAAAAAUCGAAUCGAAUAAUACAGAGACGCAAAAAAUAAUGAUUACACGUCCUCCACAAUACGAAAGUCAAAUUCAAUCGUUAGGAUCGGUUAACAAAGAACAGACUCUAAGGAUGAAGACGUCCAAGGUCUACAAUACUAAACAACCACAACGUCUGGUGCGCACUAAGAAAACGUCUUUUGUUAACCAUGCCGUUACUUCUUCGGAAAACGUUUAGGUAUUACAAUUAAUUAAAAUUUAAAAAAUUUAACACUUAAGUUGAUACGUACUUCUAACGAUCGUUUGUCAUAUCGAAAAUGCGUCAGAGCAGUCAUUGCUAAUUCCUUGUAUAUUGGAUUUGUACCAGAUAUCAAGUCCAAAAUAACGGACAAGCCGUUUGUCCAUUGAGUCAUACAACCGCGAUUCGACGGACACUCACACAAAAGGCACAAUGAUACUGUCAAAUCUGUAAAGAAAAACAUCUUUUCGUCAUAACUUUAAAAAAUUAUAGCGCAACAAAAUUAGCUGCACAGAUUUUUAUUAUUUAACAAAAAAACACCAUCGGGAAACAACAUUGUACUACGAGUACUUACAAUGGUUGUUUUCUUUUUCUAAAUAAUCAACAAUGCGUUCCAUAGUUCCAGCCAGAGCUAGCUGCAUUCUAGUUUGACGGACUUUACUCAAUAAAUAAAUAAUUUUACUGGCAAUCGGAUUAUUCGGCAGUAAAUUCAUCAAAGUAGUCAUAGUGUUUUUCACAUCUUUUCCCAAAAUCUAGAUUUAAAAAAAAUGGAAAUAUUUCAUUUUUAUGCAUGUUCGUAUUAUAAAAAUGUUUUUUUUUUUUUUGUUAGUCGUUUUCCAUACUUGUAAUACAACAAAUUGGUUGUUUGUUAGAUGCUUGGGAUUGCCAGCGUUAGCUAAGAACGAUAAUUGAGCCCUUAAGACGGCUGAAACUAUAUCACUGCAGUCUGAAAACAGCAACUCUGAGAUAAUUGCAAUGGCUUGAUUUUUUAACAUCUCAGUGCAACCAGUUUUAGAUGAAUUUUCCCAUAUUUUCCUAAAAGAAUACCAAAUUGGGUCUAUCAUAAUAUUACUUAAUUUUGCGGUCAUAAUCUAAACGCACUUACCUUAGAGCUCGAAUUGCAGAAAAUCUUGUUCCAUUGCAAUUAGUGUAGGCCAGUAUACUAAUGACGGUAUUUGGAAUAUUAUGUUUGUACAUAUUCGGUAUAUGAACUUGAGAGAUUGCAAGAUUGGCAACCAUUCGACAUGUGCGAUUGUGAAUGUUAUCAACGUUAAUAUUUUUCAUAAUGAAAGCAAGAUCUUUGAUGAUUCCGCAUUCGAAUAACUGUAAUU
Messenger RNA from Adelges cooleyi (spruce gall adelgid), 4201 nucleotides. Its product is annotated as testis-specific serine/threonine-protein kinase 3-like. Lineage: Eukaryota; Metazoa; Arthropoda; Insecta; Hemiptera; Adelgidae. The record is from RefSeq and is a predicted model, not a curated record. Gene Ontology annotation, molecular function: protein serine/threonine kinase activity; ATP binding; tau-protein kinase activity. The transcript is spliced from 2 exons. Gene Ontology annotation, biological process: microtubule cytoskeleton organization; protein phosphorylation; intracellular signal transduction. Gene Ontology annotation, cellular component: cytoplasm. Bases 1809 to 3089 code for a protein of 426 amino acids.